Molecule: messenger RNA, 7117 nt
Organism: Nematostella vectensis (starlet sea anemone)
Lineage: Eukaryota; Metazoa; Cnidaria; Anthozoa; Actiniaria; Edwardsiidae
Product: plexin-A4
Exons: 41
Coding region: 299-5869 (1856 amino acids)
Biological process (GO): regulation of cell migration; semaphorin-plexin signaling pathway involved in axon guidance
Cellular component (GO): semaphorin receptor complex
Molecular function (GO): protein binding; semaphorin receptor activity
Source: RefSeq, a predicted model, not a curated record
UCUUAGAGCGAAGAGCUGAGUUUGCGAAAUAUCCAGACAAAUUAGGGUCUUGUGUGCCCAAAUCACGAUUACUGAUCACAUAAAGAGGCAAAGAAGUUACAAAUAGACAUAUCAAAGGCUCGAUUGCCUAGAUUCCAGGGUCGGGGUUGGUGUGUAUGGCCGCAGUAGACCGGCAUGUGUGGCGGUUUCUCGAGCCUUUGGUAGAAUGACAGUCAACUCAAGCGAUCACGCCUAGGAUUCUACAUUUAUACAGAUAUCUUUAGAAAAAAAUAGGGAUUUCGUAAGGUCUGCCAUAAAUAUGUCAUCUAUCUUGUGGACUCUGCUCCUGCUUGUUUCCUUCAUUUGCAAUUCCUCAUGUACUGCGAUUUCAGAAUUUGUAUCUCACGACAAAAUCACAAACAUCGUUGUCGACAACAGCACAGGAAAUGUAUUUAUUGGUGGUACAAACAUUCUUGUGAAGACAGAAGCUGAUCUUGAAGUCCUUGUCAACACAACCACUGGUCCAAUUGAUGACAAUGAGAACUGCCUCCCAGCACCUAGUUAUUGCGACCCAAGCAAGUACCCUCGGGUUCCUACAGACAACAGAAACAAAUUGUUACUGAUAGAUUAUUCUUCAACACAGCUUGUCACUUGUGGGAGUAUUUACCAUGGUGUGUGUCAGCUAAGAGACUUAAAUACUUUGUCAGUGACAGAAUUAUCAAGUUCUAUUACUGCCUCAAGCAAUGUGAAGCCUGCUGUUGGAUUUAUUGCACCUGGAGGUCGUGAUGAAGUGCUUUACUUUGCAACUUCAUGGCGGAAAGCCUUUGGAGAUCUUUAUAGUACAGCAUAUUCUAUUUCUAGUUUAUCCUUAGACCCUGCAGACCCUUUUACCUUGACCAAUCAACUUCAAGGUUCUUACCUCAAGUUUAAAGACUACACCUUUGAUGUACGGUAUAUUUAUGGCUUCUCCAGUGGAGAUUUCAGUUAUUUUCUCAUGGUACAAGAAACCUUAGAGUCACACAAGAACAAAAAGGACUCUAACAUAUAUGAAACAAAACUAGGGCAUGUCUGUCAUAGAGAUAAAUCCUUUUCUACUUAUGUUGAGAUUCCUUUGGUUUGCAAAGGGAGAACUGGGUCACAUUAUUCUGUUGCGACCUCAGCAUUUGUUGCAAAACCUGGAUUGAAUUUGGCAAGGAGACUUGGUAUUACUUCACAAUCCGACGUCUUAUUUGUGACUUUUACCAAUAACACUGGCAGCUCUGUGGCUUCGGGUGAGCAUUCUGCGCUGUGUUACUUUUCCCUUAAAGCAAUCAACAAAGGCUUUGAGACAAACAUUAAAAACUGCUCUGAAGGACAGAUCCCUCUUGGAAUGCCCUGGGCCAGAAAUGGAGAUGGGGCCUGCAAGAAAGAGGAAUAUUUGUCGAUGUGUAACAUUGGAACCUCCAACUACCCUAUCAGUGGAACAGGUGGUGUGGUAGCUUUGGCAGAGUUGGAAUGGAACAGGAAGCCAGUGCUCACUUCAGUAACAGCAAUGGUCCAUGAAGCUCAUACAGCGGUUGUACUUGGUACAUAUAAUGGCCAUUUGAUCAAGAUUUCUGUUGGCGAUGGCAGCAAGUUAGUCAUUCCAUAUUACAAUAAAGGUUUACUUCCUGGCAAUGUGAUUUGGAAACUGGAUCUAAGCAAAGACAGAACAGCUGUUUAUGCUACCACUGACUUCAAGGUCAUUAAGCAUCCUAUUCAGGAGUGUAGUACAUUUUCAACAUGCGAGUCUUGCAGUGGCAGAGGAGACCCAUUCUGUGGAUGGUGCACUUUAUACAACAAAUGUAGCGUGAGAUCAGAAUGUGCUGAUUCAAGCCUGAGUCCUUUGCGUUUCGCCACUGAAAAAUCCAUAUGUGUCAGUAUUGUAUCAACGAAUCCUGAUAAAUUUCCUUAUGGUGUAUCUACACAGCUAGAAGCAACUGUACAGAACCUCCCACCGCUAACAGCAGGAAAUACCUACCAGUGUUACAUCAACAACAAAGUCCAAACUACUUCCACCAUUAAUAGUAAUACAGUCAAAUGUUCAACCCCUGAUUCAAGUGGUUUGCCUGAAAUUACAAAUCCAACAGGUGAUGUUCUUGUGGAACUUGCUCUGUAUUCAUCUGAGACUGGUCAGAAGUUUGUUGUAAAGAAAAUUCCCUUUUAUGAUUGCACUAAAAUGAAAGGAUGUAGGCCUUGUGCUGAGAGUGUGUAUGACUGCGACUGGUGCACAUAUACUGGCAAGUGCAGUUCAGAUGGAAACAAUGCUUGUCCUGGGGAAGCCAUCCUAGCAAAAAUGAAAAGAACGCCGGGUGCAGCAGGGUGCCCAAAGCUUCUGGGAAACACAACCCAUUAUGUUCCUAAUGAUGUCAAAAAAGAACUUGUCUUAAAAGCUCAGGAUUUGCCAGCUCUGAAGAACAAUUUUGUGUAUGAGUGCGUGCUGUCAGUUGAAGGCAAGAAGUUGAAAGUUGGAGCAACAAGGGACAGUGACUCCCAACUCAGCUGCCAUUCUGGGGUGUAUACUUAUAAUGCUGCCACCCAGACUGUCCAUAUGGGGCUGGAAGUACUGUGGAGGGGUACAGACCUUGUUUAUAAACCAGAAUCUUUGAAAGUUCUCCUAUACAAGUGUGACGUUGCUUACACGGACUGCGGGACCUGCCUCAAUGCUGAUUUUAAUUUCAAGUGUGGUUGGUGCAAGAGCGAGGGGAAGUGUCUUGUGAAACAAGCUUGCUCUCAAAAUUGGGUUCAUCCGGCUUCACCUUGUCUUAUUGCUCCUGUUAUAGAAAGGUUCUGGCCCAUGGCGGGGCCCCCAUCUGGUGGGACCGAGUUGGAGAUACACGGCAAAGAAUUCGGCAAAUCAUUCAGUGACAUUCAAAACAAUGUAUAUGUUGACAACUACCCCUGCAUACCGGAUCCUCACAAGUACAUCAUCUCACAAAGAAUCGUGUGUAACACGACACGUAGUCCAAGACAGCUGAGAGGCCCAGUGCGUGUAACCGUGAGCGGUCUUCGAGGCUCGUCCAGCGCAGACUUCGCCUACCAGACUCCGGAACUAUACGAUUACUACCCAAAAAAGGGUCCACAGUCAGGUGGUACCCCCAUGAAUAUUACGGGGGUCAAGCUAAACACAGGGCGGCAUAUCGUUGUCAUGGUUGGCCGGACACCGUGCAUCGUCAACCGGACAAGCGUGACAGAUACAAGCAUCCCUUGUGUGACGAAGCAAGCGGUAGGGCGGUCACGCCGUGAAGCAGUGUUCUCGUCAGGGGUGGUGCAGGUCACGUUUGACGGCUUCAGGCCUCUCAGUCCCCCUGGCGAGUUCUCAUUCACUGCGGACCCUUUUGUGGACGACAUCUCCCCAAAGAAGACAUUCCCAGGGGGUGGUCUGCGGAUGACGGUGAGAGGGAAAUAUUUCGAAAGCGUCCAGAAUCCAAAGAUGUACUACACUAUUGCUGGUAUGGACGGUGCUCGUUCGGAAGUGGAGGAGUGCGUGAAAGUGAGCAAUACUGAGAUGAUCUGCCCCAGUCCCAAUGUGACGGAGUUCAAUGUAAUGCCGGGAUCCAUGAAUGGGUCAGAGCUAAUCGUGGGCUUCAUCAUGGAUCAAGUGCCAGGACUUGAGAACGAGACAACUCUAGCCAUUACUGAAAACCCUUUCUUUUUGCCAUUCGCUAGUGGUGAGAGGGAGCUGAAGGAGGCCAACCUUAUUAUCGAGGGCAAGAACCUGGAUAUUCUGUCUAAGGAUGACGUGUUUGUGACAGUAGGGGGAGUGCCGUGUAAUCUCACAGGACUGGACGAUACGCAGCUUGUUUGCCUAGUACCCGAUAAGGCAACUCUACCCGAAGUGAACAACGAGGUUUACGAAGUCAUUGUGACGGCUGGCUAUCUCAAAUUCAACAUCGGUAAAGUGCGUUACUUCAAGGAGAAGCCUCCUCCCAAGUCCUAUAUGACUUAUAUCUAUAUUGGCGUGGCGGCUGGUGGUUUUGUUCUUCUCGUGGUCAUUCUGUGCCUGGUGUGCGCUUAUCGCAGGAAGAAGCGCCAGGAGAAGAGGCACGUCAAGGACUUUGAGGUCCGCAUGGAUAACCUUGAGUCCAAGGUGGCGAAGGAGUGCAGAGAAGCAUUCGCCGAGUUACAGACAGACAUGACGGAUCUGAAGAGUGACCUUACCACGUCAGGAAUGCCAUUCCUAGAUUUCCGCACAUAUGCCCUUAACGUGCUCUUUCCUGGGGUGGAUGAUCACAGCGUCACACACUUCAAAGAUGCUAAUCUGUCGCCAGUGUGGGAGCAAGGCCUUCGGAAGUUCUCCCAGUUAAUCUACAACAAGGAAUUCCUGUUGAUCUUUGUGCGGACUGUCGAGUCGCAGAAGACAUUCAGUAUGAAGGAUAGAUGCAAUUUGGCGUCUCUGCUAAUGGUUACCCUUCAAGGAAAAAUGGACUACGCAACAGAAAUUCUCUGGCAGUUGCUUUGUGACCUAAUCAGGAAAUCUGUCGCUCAAAGUCACCCCAAGUUGCUGCUCAGAAGGACAGAAUCAGUAGCAGAAAAACUUUUGACCAACUGGCUGGCAUUCUGCAUGUAUAAUCAUCUUAAGGUUGAGUCAGGUGAGCCCUUGUUCAUGAUGUUCAAAGCCAUCAAGCGUCAAGUUGGGAAGGGUCCAGUAGACGCAGUGACAGGAGAAGCACGUUACUCACUCAGCGAGGACAAGCUACUGAGGCAGACCAUCGACUAUGAGGAAAUUCGCGUUAACGUGACUUUCGAGGACCAGCCGCCAACAAUGGUUACUGUGUUGGACUGUGAUAGUGUUUCCCAGGCCAAGUCCAAGAUGUUGGAUGCAGUCUAUAAGAAUGUACCCUUCUCGAGUAGAGUUGAAGCUGAAACCCUUCAGCUUGAUUGGCACCUGACAGAUGGUUCAGUGAAGCCGCUCAGAGAUGACGACGCCUCAUCGGUGGUGGAGGGCCAGUGGCGAAAACUAAACACUCUCGGCCAUUACAAGGUUACAGAUGGAGCAAAUCUUAAACUUAGUUCCCGACAGUCGUAUUUCUACAGCAGCAGUAAUAACUCAGAAAGGCAACAUCACCACAGGAGCCUUCCUCGCGUUGUGUUCAGCCCUUUCAACUACACUCCUAUCAGUCGCGGUAGCCGAGAGGACUUGGACGAGGGGGGACGAAUAUGGCACUUGGUCAAGCUGCUUGACUAUCCAACCGACAAAGACGACACGCAACACAGCAAGAUGCUCGCCGAGAUAUAUCUCACGAGGUUACUAGCCACCAAGGGCACUUUACAGCAGUUUGUGGACGGUUUGUUCAACUCGAUGUUCAAUAGCAAUUGCCGGCCGCCCGUUCCCGUCAAGUAUCUGUUUGACCUGCUGGACAGUCAAGCGAAGGAACUCAACCUCUCGGACUCGGAAGUCUUACACACUUGGAAAAACAAUAGUUUGCCUCUUCGUUUCUGGAUUAACAUCGUUAAGAAUCCCAACUUCAUCUUCGAUAUUGAGAAGUCUGGCACCGUGGACUCGUGUCUCUCAGUCAUCGCGCAGCUUUUUAUGGAUGCUUGUUCGAUAUCAGAACAUCGUCUGGGAAUUCACUCUCCAUCCAACAAGCUGCUCUACGCCAAGGAGAUUCCAGCUUACAAGCAACGAGUUGAGCAGUUUUAUCAGAACAUAACUGCAUUGCCAUCGCCUUCUGGUGAAGAAAUGGCGGAUUACUUUGCUGAUCUUUCGAUGCAAUACAGCAGUGAAUUCAAUGCGGAUAAUGCACUCAAAGAACUCUUCAACUACGCCACCAAAUAUCAGGAUCAGCUUCAAGAGAAGCUCGAGGAAUCUGGUUAUUCCUCUCUGGCGUCCAAACUUGAGCACAUCUUGGCCGACAUCGAGAACGAGUGAAAACAAUCGAUAAUGUCUGCGUGCUGCUGACUUGAGUAGGAGGCUGCACGCGUUCAAUAGCGAGUGAGAGGCAGUUCAUUAGGAAGAGUUUUCCGUCGCGUAAAAGAAACUCGUUUGAGUUGCUGCUGUGUACACACCCAGGCUUUACCAUUAACACGGUAGCGUUUUACUGGCUUAUUCUCUGAUUGAUAUAAGGUGAUCUUUCUGGGAUUAGGAUGAACGGAACCUGUCCUUAUGUGCUGCGUACGUACCCUUCCGGAGGUAGGCAACUUUUAAACAUUUUCUAGGAAAAGUACUGGCGACGGAUGUUGCCAAGUACAAGGCGAUUAGCACGCUAGGCACUAUGGAAAGAGUUUUACUGAUAAUUCCCAUGGUUCGUAGUGCAUAACGUACCCUGGGUACCAGGCCCGAGCUUUUCACUUGUUUUCUCACGCCGGUCCUCGUAGCCAAGACCGGCGUGACAGAGAACGGGUGAAGCUUGAGCUCCUAGUACCCAGGGUAUGCAUGAUGCUUAUAUAGAAUCCUGCAUAGCCCAUCGCUGUGUCACUAUCUGUAGGCGUUGGAUUUAUUAUUAUUAUUCGGCGAAAACCAAAGUUCGGUGUUUGGCCGCCAAUUUGGAAAAUACGGGCGCAAAGGAGUCAACCAGUAGGCUAUAUUACUGACUACAUAUGAGAAAACUGCAAUAGCAAGACGGUGUUCGCCUACUAAUUGUAGUCUAUAUGAUUAUCUUGAAUAUAAUAUUUAGGGUUUUUCAAUUAAGGUAUGCAUUUUAACGGAAAUUUCACCCAUAAAGAAUCGUUUUGCAUAGCAAUUUCGGCGCAAGAUGGUAGUAGAAAUAAAUUAAAUCAGUAAUUUAGGCUCGACUCUUCCAGGUAUGCUGUAAAAGGUAGAACAGUACGAGUCUAUACAACAAUUGUCCCUUUAGCUCUCAUGGGCUCUGAGGCAAUAGCUAUUGAUACAUAGUCGAUGGUAACUGAAUCAGAAACCAUAAGGGGCGGACGUAAUAGGGUUGUUUAAUCGAACCACACUAGUACAGCAAAUUGUAUUGCCAAAAACGUUGUCUGGUUUGAUAUGCCUGGCACUUAACUUAUGGCCUCCUAGGAGAUCAACCAAUCAGAAUGCAGCAUCGAUGCUACUGUGAUUUGACUGUUUUAUUAUAGAAUGUUUUAGUUAUAGUUAUGGUCAUAGGGAUAGAGUGACCAAGAGACCCUUUGUAUAUAACGCGUGUAAAAUAAAUCGUACCGUUUA